Molecule: messenger RNA, 2442 nt
Organism: Toxotes jaculatrix (banded archerfish)
Lineage: Eukaryota; Metazoa; Chordata; Actinopteri; Toxotidae
Gene: slc45a1
Product: solute carrier family 45 member 1
Exons: 8
Coding region: 1-2442 (813 amino acids)
Biological process (GO): transmembrane transport
Cellular component (GO): membrane
Molecular function (GO): sucrose:proton symporter activity
Source: RefSeq, a predicted model, not a curated record
AUGUCAUCUCCGGGCAUGGGCACCCCCAGUGACCCCCUUUUGGCCAGUCCAGGAGGGAGGUUAUCCUCAGCUCAGGAAGGUAUCUGGAGGAGCUCACUCCCCAAAACUGCCAGCUUCCCGACGUCCACCACUCGGCAUCUUAGUCACCGAGCCAACAACUUCCAAAGACAGCCAAAGCGUCGGAAGCUGAUACGACCUUCUCCACCUCCGCCACCCAACACACCUUGUCCCCUUGACCAGCUGGACCUUAGUGAACUUCCUCCGAGACGUACCUUCCAAGAGCUACUCUUCAAUGGCUGCAUCCUGUUUGGUAUUGAAUUUAGCUAUGCCAUGGAAACAGCUUAUGUGACUCCUGUGCUUCUACAGAUGGGUCUGCCUGAUCAGUUCUACAGCUUAGUGUGGUUUAUUAGCCCCAUACUGGGAUUCCUCGUUCAGCCUCUCAUAGGAGCAUGGAGUGAUCGAUGUACAUCCCGGUUUGGGCGAAGGAGACCUUUCAUUUUUGCCUUGGCCAUAGGGGCUUUGGUUGGUCUAACCCUGGUGCUGAAUGGACGGGACAUUGGAGGUGCUCUGGCUGACACAGCUUCAAAUCACAAGUGGGGAAUUGUCCUGACAGUGUGUGGUGUGGUUCUGAUGGACUUCAGUGCUGAUUCAGCUGAUAACCCAAGCCAUGCCUACAUGAUGGAUGUGUGCAGCCCAGAAGACCAGGAUCGAGGGUUGAAUAUCCAUGCACUGCUGGCAGGACUUGGAGGUGGAUUUGGCUACAUAGUGGGUGGCAUCAACUGGGACCAGACACAAUUCGGAAGGUCGAUGGGAGGUCAACUGCGGGUCAUAUACCUGUUUACGAGUGUCACUUUGGUGAUUGCCACAGCCAUGACUCUGAUGAGUAUCCCCGAACGGCCCUUACCAAAGAGCCAACCAAACAAAAACUCUAGCAAAAACCAUCUGAAGAGCCCCAGCCUUCCUCUUCCUCCCUCUCCUCCUGUUCCCCCAGGAUCAGCUUCGGGACUGGAUGAGGAAGAGGAGGACGGUCUUUACAGCUACAAUUUCUCUAAAUCUCGCCCUCCUGACCCUCUUGCCCAUUCUUGCAGUGCCAAUGCAUGCCUCUGUGUCGGCCUCACUAGCCCCAUAUCGCCCUUGAGCCCCCUCACUCCAAAAUAUGGCAGCUUUAUUAGUAGGGACAGCUCACUCACAGGCAUCAAUGAGUUUGCCUCGUCAUUAGGAACCUCCUACAUUGACAGUGUGCUCAUAGACUGCUACACAGGUCAGCAGACACCACAGGCUGUCGCCCCCGACUCUACCACUGAGGCCCUGCCUCUAGGGGACUCAACUCCUCCUGAGGAGUCCACACAGGGGGCAGGGAGACAUCCUGUGGGACAGACCCAGGCUGAUGUGGUGUCUCAUCCAGCUGGAGAAGCUCAGGAUGCAGAAGCGCCCCAGGCUGAGGGAGAUGCACAAUCUCAUGGUGCAUCUCAGGUCACAGCUGGAGCUCAGCCUGGUGCAGGGUCACAUAGGGGCUCCACUGCUGGCAUCCUGAAGCGACCCCAGAGCCUUGCACUGAUGGAGGAGCCCUUAGCAACACAGAUCGUUGGGCUGGAGAAUGGACGCAGGAGAACAGUGACCUUCAGCCAGCAGGUUGCAAACAUUUUGCUGAAUGGGGUGCGCUAUGAGAGUGAUCUGAGUGAGAAUGUGGAAACAGGAGAAUCCCAAAUGUCAAUGAAGCUGCUGUGUAUAGCCAUCUACAGAAUGCCUCCCUCUCUGCGGAGUUUAUGCACUAACCAUUUUUUGGGCUGGCUGUCCUUUGAAGGCAUGCUGCUCUUCUACACUGACUUCAUGGGUGAGGUUGUGUUCGAAGGAGACCCCAAAGCACCCCACGACUCUGAGGCUUACCAACGCUACAAUGCUGGUGUUAGCAUGGGCUGCUGGGGCAUGUGCAUCUAUGCAUUCAGUGCUGCUUUCUACUCAGCCAUAUUGGAGAAACUAGAGGAGCGUUUCUCUCUUCGCACUCUAUAUUUUUUUGCCUACUUGGCGUUUGGUUUGGGCACAGGCCUUGCCACACUAUCCACCAACCUGUAUGUGGUACUUUCUCUCUGUGUCACCUAUGGGGUGCUCUUCUCCUCUCUAUGCACUCUGCCUUACUCUCUGCUGUGUGAAUACUACCAGAGCCCUCAGUUUUGCGGCUCAUCAGAGGAAGGGACCAGACGAGGGAUGGGGGUGGACAUCUCUCUGCUCAGCUGCCAGUACUUCCUGGCUCAGAUCCUGGUCUCUGUGGCGAUGGGACCUCUGACCUCACUGGUGGGUGGGGCCCAGGGAGUGAUGUACUUUGCAAGCCUGAUGUCAUUCGUGGGCUGCCUGUACUCCUCUCUCUGCGUGGUGUACCAGCUGCCCCCCCCUGAGGGUGAGCCCCCCGAAAGCGAGACCCAGCCACUAUUGGUGCACAUUUAG